This is a messenger RNA of Phaeodactylum tricornutum CCAP 1055/1, 1530 nucleotides long. RefSeq lists its product with no specific name. The record is from RefSeq and is a predicted model, not a curated record. The transcript has a single exon. The coding region runs from base 136 to 1530 and encodes 464 amino acids. NCBI's taxonomy places the organism in Eukaryota, Bacillariophyta, Bacillariophyceae, Surirellales, Neidiaceae. Gene Ontology annotation, cellular component: Golgi apparatus. Gene Ontology annotation, molecular function: antiporter activity.
AAUGCAAAUUACACCUAUCGAUGAGUGCUUUUUUCAGCCUAGCAUGGGUACUGAUUUUCAAACGCAUGCAACGUCAAGAGUAGUAACCCAAAGGAGCGUUGGAUUUCGCAACUUUUGUGUGCAGUCUUAAAUACAAUGAGGCGACUUGGUAGCGAGGUAGCGCCAUUGACGGACGGUAACUCGCUUGCAAAUCCCCGAACAUCCCGGCUAGUUUCCGUAUGGGAUCCUUCCAACCAAGAAUCCAUUUCAACGAUUCCGUCGGGACAUGGUAACAUCACUGAGAAACAACGUCCCCUUCCAGGACGCCCGAAGCGUAGGAGAGAUCUGGCAUUGACGCGCCGCAAAAGUCGCUCUUUUUGGACGCGUCUGUAUACGAGAUGGAUUCAAGGCAUUGUGACUUCGUUCAGUUCUUUGUUUCUUGCGCUGGUGCUCUGGUAUUCCCUAGGGGUGGUGUCUAUAGGAUCAUCAAAGCUACUGCUUUCGCAACAUGAAAGGAUGCUCGUCGGAAAUAUCUCGCCGCUUCUUUUAACUCUUCAACAGCUCCUGGUAGGAUCGACGCUUCUCCGCUUCCUACUGCAAAUACGUUUCCUUGAUAGUGUUGGUUUACAGCCUUGGCCAUCCACCUCCGUAGAUUCUGUCUCAUUGACCAGUCGACGGCUUCAAAAGCUAUCAACUCUUUCUUCAGAGCGCAAAGAUAGUUUUGUCUCAGGUUUACUGUUUUGUCAACCUUCAUUGCUUUUGGCUGGUGUCUACUUCUGUCUGGGAUUUUUGGCCACGAACUACGGAUUUUCCUGCUCAUCUCCCGCUUUCGUCGAAACUAUAAAAGCGGCGGAGCCCAUUACUAGCGCUAGUGUGGCCGUGUGGUGGGGUAUUGAAGUUUUGAGCCGACCUGAAAGGAGCAGUCUGGCUGCGAUCGUCGCCGGGGUUCUACUAUCUACAUACGGAAAUCAUCGCGGCGGUCCCGCUUCCUCCUUGAUCGAAAGUUUUGCUUCUUUCGUGGUAGUUAUGGCUUCAAAUCUUUGCUUUUCGUUUCGUGGUCUUCAUCAAAAACUGUUUCGGGCAACUCCAGAAGGUAAUCAACAGCUGGUCGACGAUCUUAAUUUGCAAUUUCGGAUGCAACAGAUUGGUGUGAUCAUCCUGGCGAUACCAGCUUUCGUCUGGGAAGGACCGAGUACGCUAUCAAACCUCUGGACGCUGUCCACAACGAAAGGGUUGAUCACAAAUGGAUGCCUCGUUCAAUAUAUUGGUCUUGCUUUGCUGAACGGAUGUGCCUUUGCAAGCUACAACCUGGCAUCGACCUAUAUCUUGUCACGCAUUUCUGUCGUUCACCACGCUGCUUUAAAUUGUCUUCGACGAGUUUUUGCUGUCGUAGUCACGAGCUUACUGUUUCAAAUACCGAUUUCAUUGCUUGGGGCAAUAGGUAUUGCUGUGUCCGUUUUGGGAUUUAUGAGUUUUACACACUACAAGGCACAGCGACAACGGCAGCCGAAACCACUCAGCUCACUGCUUCCUACCAGUGCUGUAAAUUGA